GAGUUGUUGUUUUGAAACCUCAGACCGAACAAACGGCUUCAGGGGCUCCCUGAAAACGACCCCGCCCCCGUAGUUCGCUCAGAGGAGCCGUUUUCAACGUGUCUGGGGGGCGGGAAGAAGCCCCCUCUCCCAGCUACCCCACUGUAAACCGGCCCCAGUGGGGGUCUUGCUUCCGUUUUUUUGGCUUCACAACAGUCAGAACCAAACCGUCCCGCCGAGACAGCGCAGCAGAAUUCGACAGAGACAGAAAUAAACGGGGGGCCCGCGUCCCUCCCUCGCCCCAUCCUCUGUCCUACGCUCGUCAUAGUUUGACUCCUUGCCAGAGAAGCUCUGCUGGGGGCUCAGUGCGUCUUGAAAGCAGGAGUUCCUGCUUCCUGGGGUACUUUAGCCACCCCCUCGGGGAAAGUGAUUUUGGGGGUGUCUUUAGCGAACAGAGGGACUCCAUCCCAUAGUACCUAGGGAUGGCACAUGCUCGUAUCUCAGCCAAACUGCCCCCCAACAUUGACCCUACUAAAGCCCCCAUUGCUUUUGGGGCAAGGGCCCUACCUAAGCUGAAUGAGGAGUUACAGUCCCCUGAGCUGCUGACCCGGCAGAGAGCAUUGAUGGCCCUAUGUGACUUAGUGCAUGACCCAGAGAAUGUCUACCAAGCAAUAAAACUAGGAUUCCUGGAUAACCUGAAAUAUUUGCUUCUAGACCAAGAUAGCACUGUUCGAGAAAAAACAACUGAAGUCCUUUAUAUAAUGGCUACUCAUAAUGUUGGCAGGGAUGGCUUUAUAGAAAACGGAGUCAUUCCUGCCCUGUCCCAGCUCUUGAAUGAUCCAGUGGAUAUCUGUCGGAGAAACAUGCACCGGGCGUUUGAAAUAAUGGCAGAGUUACCGGCGGGUGCUGUUGGCAUAGUGGAAAGCAGUUUGAUUUCUUCACUUGUUCUUAAACUGAAAACUGAGCUGGAUGAAAUCCAAGAGUUGAUACUGGACACACUCUGUGGCUGCCUAUGUGUAGAGGCUUUUGAAGCUCUUGCAACAGGCGCUGUUCCCAUUCUGAAGGAAAAGCUCACUCAUCCAUCAGUGGCCAUCAGGAGCAAAGCUGCCCGUGCCCUCUUGGGAAUUAGUAUCCCUCUGGAAGGAAAAAAUAUUGUGUGGGAUGAAGAGGUUAUCCCAGUGCUGGUCAGCCUGUUGGAGGAUUCAGAUCCUGAGGUCCGAGCCAAUGCAGCAGGAGCACUGAUGAAUGCCACCAUUACGACCCAAGGGAAAUAUGCAGCCCUUAGUGCAGAUGCCAUUCCACCUUUACUGAAGCUGGUCGAUGAUGAAACCAGCAAAGUACGCUUGAAUGCAAUCAAAGCCCUGACCAUGCUGUCUGAGGCACCUGAGGGUCGCAAGACACUACUGAACCAUGUGGACCUCUUUCGAGGGCAGCUGAAUGACUCAAGUGAGGCUGUAAGCAGAGCAGCAAAAAUCGCCAUCAAAGUCAUCGAGUGGAAACCUUAAACCCAGGGCAUCAUAAAGCAAUAAAAUAGCAGCAAAACUCCU
Molecule: messenger RNA, 1526 nt
Organism: Malaclemys terrapin pileata
Lineage: Eukaryota; Metazoa; Chordata; Testudines; Emydidae
Gene: RSPH14
Product: radial spoke head 14 homolog
Exons: 6
Coding region: 462-1484 (340 amino acids)
Molecular function (GO): protein binding
Source: RefSeq, a predicted model, not a curated record